CCGAACAUCCGCCGCCGCCGCCGCAGCAGCAGUCUUACGCUCUAGUAACACACAAAAUACAAUAUCACGAUAUUCACUAUUCACAGUGAAUAGUGAUAGAAAAAACAUUAGAAAAAAAAAAACGGGAUAAAAAUAUCGUAGACAAAAAAGAAGACUGCGGUAAAACGUUAAAUCGAACGCGUUCCGUUUUUCCAACUUAUCACCCGUCGUCGGGCACACCGUUUUGGACUCGUCACCGUGUUAUUUGUUGUUCUUCCCGUUACCGACUUUUGUGUUAUUAAAUUUUUAUUGUUUCUCUGACGCCGCCGCCGCCUAUUGCUGGAUAACGACGUUUUAGUCCCAAUCCCGUUGAUUCCGAUAUCGCGCACUGCACGCACUACCUAUAUCGGGCCCGAUAGAAUACCGCGUCGUCCACUGGCGGUUGAUACCAACACGGAUGUCCAUCUGAAAGGAAUUUAGAUCUCUCACGAACGUGGCGUUUACUGUAAAAUCAUAAUUUAUCGCCACAGACGUCGUCCCAUUAAUGUGCUGAGCGAAAUGAUUGAAAACCGUAAUGCGACAGUAGUUGAGCCUGCACAUCAAGAUUUGGCCUGAACAUUCGCUGCCCUCUGUCACCGGUCCGUUGUAAAUGUUCACUGAUAAUCAAUCACUAUGGGAAAGCUGCUUUCCAAAAUUUUUGGUAACAAAGAGAUGAGAAUACUUAUGCUUGGUUUGGAUGCAGCUGGAAAAACAACUAUCUUAUACAAAUUGAAAUUGGGUCAAUCUGUAACGACAAUACCAACAGUUGGCUUCAAUGUAGAAACAGUUAUUUAUAAAAACGUCAAAAUUAAUGUUUGGGACGUUGGGGGUCAAGAUAAAAUACGUCCACUAUGGCGACAUUACUAUACAGGUACACAAGGUUUGAUCUUUGUAGUGGACUGUGCAGAUCGUGAUCGUAUAGAUGAAGCUAAGCAAGAGCUACAUCGGAUAAUAAAUGACAGAGAGAUGAGGGAUGCAAUCAUUUUAAUAUUUGCCAACAAACAAGACUUGACUAAUGCAAUGAAACCACAUGAAAUACAAGAAAAACUUGGACUAACAAGAAUACGGGAUAGAAAUUGGUAUGUUCAACCAUCGUGUGCUACCACAGGAGACGGAUUACAUGAAGGCCUUGCUUGGCUCACAUCAAAUUUUAAACAAUGAUACCAAAGUAUAUCACAAUAUUAUACUUUAAAUAUCAUUAUUAAUUUUUUUAAGGAAGCUUAGGACUAAAAGAAAUUCCAAACGUACAAAUUGAGUACAUUAUUUGUUAAAUAUAAUUAAAAAUGAACAUCAAUAUUUAAACUAUGAUGUCCAUUUUAAUAAUAACUACUCUCAGAGGACUGGCCUAAUAAAAUACUGAAUUAUUCACAGUUGUUUAAAUAUUAUAAAUUAUAAUUUGUAAUGUGUACUGAACAAAAUUGUCAUAAUAUGCUAAAACUGCCUAACUAUCCUUUUGAUGUGUAUAUUUGUAAAUUGAUUCCCAUUCAGUAUCAGUAUACAUAUUAGCUUAAACAAUAAAAAGUAAGCAAUAUUAUUUAUAUAUAUAUAAAUUAAUUAAUAAUUACAUAAUAUUUGUUCUCAAGUUUAGAAUAUUUUAUCUAGGCCUGUAAAUUAGUAUAUUUAAUAUGUACUAAGUAUCAUAAUAUUUUAUACAUAAAUACAGUUCAUAAUGAUUAGGAUCU
Molecule: messenger RNA, 1700 nt
Organism: Rhopalosiphum maidis (corn leaf aphid)
Lineage: Eukaryota; Metazoa; Arthropoda; Insecta; Hemiptera; Aphididae
Gene: Arf51F
Product: ADP-ribosylation factor 6
Exons: 5
Coding region: 652-1179 (175 amino acids)
Biological process (GO): intracellular protein transport; vesicle-mediated transport
Cellular component (GO): cytoplasm
Molecular function (GO): GTPase activity; GTP binding
Source: RefSeq, a predicted model, not a curated record